AUGAUUCUUUUUCUUCUCUUGGCUUGUGCAGAAUCAAAUCUUCGCCAGAACUUGGAUCUUUUCUUUUCGCAUGUUGACAACGGCCAGCUCAGAACUGCCCGGCAAGUGAUCUCCAACUUGUUUGACAAUGACAGCUCGAAUGGGCUGGUUAGGAAAAAGUACGCCAGUUUUUUGAUGGAACUUGGAGACUACGACAAGAUAUUGUCGCUUUUCAGGGAUGACGAGAGCCUAGUCGGCGAAGCUACAAAAAUGAAGAAAAUGUCCAAAAAUUUGAAAGAAAAUGUGCACAAAAUCUAUUUAAAGAGCCCGUUCUCUAAACCAGUAAUGGUGGAGAUGAUCAGGCAAAAGAUGUUAACGAACAUGGGAGAGUGUUAUACGCUCCUUUCGAAGGCAAAGAUGCUUUUCAAGGACGAUAACCAAAUCACGUAUCUACGUGCACUUUAUCAUGCCUUCAGAUCGGAGAACAAAGUCGCACACAACCUGCUUCUGAGUUCGGGAAGCAACAGAGCUGGACUGUUUAAAAAAAUGUGUGACAUAUUCCGAGGUUUAGAAGAAGAGAGCUUUAGUUACACCAAAACAAAAGAUUUUGUGGAAAAAGUGCACAGUCUACAAAUGAAAGACCAGCAUCCAUCUAUAUUUUAUGUGUUGCUGAUCAACUCUCUGAUGUUUUUUGUGAAGAAUGGUGCUGAGGAGAAUAAAAAGGUUACAGAGUACGCUGAGCUGCUCUGCAGGCUUGAGCCGAAGGAUGAUUCGUACGUUCUUCUUGUUAAAGCGCUGCUGGCGGAAGGAGAGCUAAGUCAGGCGCGUGAACAAGUGGGAAAAGUGAAGAACGAAUCGUUGCGCGAAAGGACGCUGCGCACCAUCGAUGUGAUGGAGAAGAAGAAAAAGGAAGAGGAAAAAAAGGAGGAGGAAAGGCUGAAGAAUGAAGAGGAACGGAAGAGAAAGAGUAGGGAACAGCGCAGAAGAAACGAAGAACAGCGCAGAAGGAGCGAAGAACAACGAAGGAGGGACCAGAAGCGAAAAGAGCAACGGUAUGCCGACCAGUACCAACAGUACAGCAGCUCAAAUCAGGACAGCAAAGGAUAUUAUAAGUUGCUGGGUGUUGAGCCGACCGCAACACCGAAGGAUAUAAAAUCGAAGUACAACCGGCUGGUGCUUAAAUAUGAUGUUGAUAGGCAAAAGGUGAAGCUUACAGAGUCAGAGAAGGAAAUGCUGACGAAGAAACUUGCAGAAAUAAAUCAGGCACGAGAUGUUCUUCUGAAUCCUAAGAAGCGGAAGUUGUACGAUAGCGGCAUGUUAGAUCAGCAGGGAUACGGCCGGGGACAUGGAGCGGCCAACAACGAACAAGUCAAGCAAAUGCUCGAGGCCUUCUUCGGCAGAGGGGGUGGACAGUCGUUUUACUUCGAUAUGGGUGGCAAUCAAGGUGGCUAUAGAAGGUCGCAGACUUUUUAUUUUGUUUAAAUAAACUUUAAGAUUAAACGUGAGA
Vavraia culicis subsp. floridensis is the source of this 1486-nucleotide messenger RNA. RefSeq lists its product as uncharacterized. The record is from RefSeq and is a predicted model, not a curated record. The transcript has a single exon. NCBI's taxonomy places the organism in Eukaryota, Fungi, Microsporidia, Pleistophoridae. Bases 1 to 1461 code for a protein of 486 amino acids.